Molecule: messenger RNA, 2124 nt
Organism: Knipowitschia caucasica
Lineage: Eukaryota; Metazoa; Chordata; Actinopteri; Gobiiformes; Gobiidae
Source: the annotation of a GenBank genome assembly
AUGGCUCGUUCAGGCGAUGAUGCGCGCUACCGUUGUCAUGGUUACCGUAAACAAACUGCAGCGCACGCGGCUCGACCACCGUCACUUCUCAAACCAACGUUCACUUCCCGAGUUUCAGAGAAUUUAACGUCCAGUUUUCUCUAUUUCUCCACAGUGAAGGCCAAAAACAUGUCGGAUGCAGGAUCUGAAGAUUUGGAAAACGAGCAAAAUACACUUGGGGAGUAUGAAGGCGAGCGGAAUGAAGCAGGAGAGCGACACGGCUCUGGGAGAGCGGUGCUUCCAAACGGAGACGUGUACGAAGGCCAGUACCAGAACGGACAACGACACGGACAGGGCACCUACCGCUUCAAGAAGGGAGCCAAGUAUGUGGGGAACUAUGUGCACAAUAUGAAAGACGGAGAGGGCUCCUUCUACUACCCAGACGGCUCCAAGUACGAAGGGUCCUGGGUGAAAGACAUGAGGCACGGCCAUGGCAUCUACACCUACUCCAACGGAGACACGCACGAGGGCCAGUGGCACCAGCACGAACGGCACGGCCAGGGCACCUACCACUACCACAGCACAGGCUCCAUGUACAGAGGCUCCUGGGACAACGGGCGAAUGGAGGGAGAGGGAGAGUAUGUCCACUCCAACCACAGAUACCAGGGCGGCUUCGUCCGGAACGCUCCCACAGGUCCUGGGAAGUAUGUGUUUGAUCUGAACUGUGAGCAGCACGGAGAGUUCAUCCAAGUGGAGCAGGACAAAGCACCAGGGGAGUGGGACGACAUCGGGCCGCGCACAGAUGUCCUCUGGAUCCCAAAGUACAUCAGCGGGACGUCCCACAACAGGAAUACAGCAGCUUUGAAGGACCUGAGGACCCUGGUGCUGAAGACCCUGGUGCUGAGGACCCUGGUGCUGAAGACCCUGGUGCUGAGGACCCUGGUGCUGAAGACCCUGGUGCUGAGGAUUCUGGUGCUGAAGACCCUGGUGCUGAGGACCCCGGUGCUUGGCGGUGCCGCUGUCACCGUGGCGUGUGGCUCUGUGCUCCUCCAUGUGAGCUCUGGACACAGGCUCUUCUUCCUCCGCUGCCCUCUUCUCACCCCGGCAGCGGGCAGAACCAUGUCCGCCCUGCCGCUCUUCAGCUUCGGGGUGAUCGCGGACAUCCAGUACGCAGACGCGGAGGUCGGCUGUAACUUCGCCGGGACUCGGACUCGCUACUACCGCCACAGCCUGCGUGUGCUGCGGGAGGCUCUGCAGCUGUGGGCCCGGGCUCCGCGGCGGCCUGACUUUGUGCUCCAGCUGGGAGACAUCAUAGACGGGUUGAAUGCUCAGCAGCAGCAGUCGGGGUCCUCCUCUUCCUCCUCCUCCUCCUCCUCCAGCUCUCACAGCGCUCUGGACACGGUGCUCCGGGAGUUCCGCCUCAGUCCCGCGGGGAAAGAGGUGUUCCAUGUGUGGGGGAACCAUGAGCUCUAUAACUUCAGCAGAGAGGAGCUGAUGGUCUCCGAGCUCAACAGUACUCUCCACGUGGACAUGCCGCUGGGAGAGCCGCGGCCCUCGGGGGACAUCUGCGCCUACAGCUUCCGCCCGCACCCCGGUUUCCUGAUGGUGGUGCUGGACGCCUACGACCUGAGCCUGCUGGGAGUUAAGGACAGCAGCCUGCGCUACCAGAGAGCCCUGCGUCUGCUCCAGCAACACAACAGCAACGCAGACCUCAACUGUCCUCCCACGCCCACCGAGGCGGACUGCUUCUUGCAAAGAUACACCAAGUUUAACGGAGGCUUCAGUCAGGAGCAGCUGGACUGGUUGGACUCACUUUUGACCGCUGCAGAUGACGAGCAGGAGAAAGUCACCAUCGUCAGCCAUGUGCCUGUGCACCCCGCCUCCACAGAGCCGGUGUGUCUGGCCUGGAACCAUGCGGCCGUGCUGUCCUUGCUGCGCUCUCACCCCUGUGUGGUGCUCUUCAUGGCGGGACACGAUCACGACGGCGGUUACCACCAGGACGGCGGCGUGCACCACCUGACCCUGGAGGGCGUGGUGGAGAGCCCGCCGGGCAGCGUGGCCUUUGGGACCGUGAGCGUGUUCCGGGACCGGAUGGAGCUGGAGGGACAGGGCAGGACGACCAGCAGAGUCCUGCGCUUUGACUGA